Molecule: messenger RNA, 3240 nt
Organism: Paramormyrops kingsleyae
Lineage: Eukaryota; Metazoa; Chordata; Actinopteri; Osteoglossiformes; Mormyridae
Gene: plbd1a
Product: phospholipase B domain containing 1a
Biological process (GO): phospholipid catabolic process
Cellular component (GO): extracellular region
Molecular function (GO): glycerophospholipase activity
Source: RefSeq, a predicted model, not a curated record
AGAACGUGCCAGCUGGGAAGUGCUCCCGGUACACUCAUCCAAUCAGCGGACUCUACCCAUAACUUACGUACUUAACUCUCCGUUCGCAGUACAGUAGCCUACUUAGUUUUGUAAAUCACACUCAGGGUUUGUGGCGGAGAAUACGAGAGUUUACAUCGAGUGCUUUUAACGCUUAGUAAUUGCUAUUCAGUAAUAAUUUAAGCGUAAAACAAGAAAAAUGGCGUUAAGCUUUGAAAGCAAAUUUUAUGUUAUUAUAUGCGCUGUGACCCUGACCUUCGUUAAGGCAGACAAAAUGCAGGUAGCCACUGUGUAUUGGGAUGAUGCCCAUAAGACCGUGCUGCUGAAAGAAGGGGUGAUGGAGAAACAAGGUGAUGCUUACGGGUACUUCAACGACACAUUGCUCCAAACGGGUUGGGGAGUUCUGGAGCUACGGGCGGGGUAUGGGGCGACCCCCAGAUCUGAUGAGAUAACCCACUACCUAGCGGGAUACCUCGAGGGAUACCUCACUGCCCAGCAGAUGUUUAGCCACUAUUCGAACAUGUACCCAGAGCUGAUUACUGACCAAAAAACACUGAUCGCCGUGAAGAAUUUUAUGAGCAAGCAGGACUCCUGGGUGAGGAACCAGGUGAAGCAGCAGAAGAGCGGAGACCCAUUCUGGCGACAUAUGGGCUUUGUGGUGGCCCAACUGGAUGGGCUGUACGCUGGAGCAGCGUACUGGGCGAAACAGAAGCAAAAGACGCCCCUGCCGAUGUUUGCAGUACAGUUCCUCAAUGCACUGGGUGAUCUUCUGGACCUAAUACCUGCCCUGGUGCAUCAUAAAGCCCAUCAUCCUCAAAACCACUUAAAAAUUCCUAUGGGCCACUGUUCUGCCCUCAUUAAGAUGCUGCCAGGAUAUGAGAACCUCCUGCUUUCUCACUCAAGCUGGUACGUCUAUAGCGCCACAAUGCGUAUCUACAAGUACUGGGACUUCAAGAUGACAGAGCCUCACGCAGCCACAGGCAAAGUCUCCUUCAGCAGCUACCCUGGUUUCCUGGUGUCCCUGGAUGACUUCUACCUACUGGGUAGCGGAUUGCUGAUGACCCAAACCACCAACCUGGUAUUCAACAACUCCCUUUUCUCACUGAUCACACCUGAGAGCCUGCUGGCCUGGCAGAGAGUUCGACUUGCACAUUACCUGGCACAUGACGGGGAAGAAUGGGCACGUGUGUUUUCCAAGUACAACUCUGGUACCUACAAUAACCAGUACAUGGUGGUGGACUUGAAUAAAGUGUCUCUGGGCAAAAGCAUUGACAGUGGUGCUCUGACCAUUGUUGAGCAGAUCCCUGGACAUGUGUCCUACUCUGACCAGACUCAGGCCCUCCGCAGAGGCUACUGGCCUUCCUACAACAUUCCAUUCCACCCGGACAUCUACAACCUGAGUGGCUACUGGGAGAUGUGGAAGGAAUAUGGCGAGGACUUCUCCUAUGACCUUUGUCCACGUGCCAAAAUCUUCCGCCGGGACCAGGGGAGCGUCACAGACCUUGCGUCACUGAAACACAUCAUGAGAUAUAACAACUACAAAAAUGACUCCUAUUCCAAGGAAGACCCAUGUAAGGCCAUUUGCUGUCGCGAUGACCUCCAGUUGGAGCACCCCACUACAAUGGGUUGCUAUGAUACUAAGGUGACGGACUUCCACAUGGCACAGAUGUUCAAGGCGGAGGUAGUGAAUGGGCCCACGACCGAGGGGGGGCUGCCACCCUUCACCUGGAACAAAUUCAACAGCACCUUGCACGACGGGCUACCCCCCACCUAUAACUUCCCCUUCGUUCCCAUGCGACCCACACUUUUCCAGCCGUGAGCAGAGUUCUGAGGGAUCAUGGGACAGGGAGGUGGGGGGUCGGCAAAGAUGGUGCUCUGUUCUGUCAGUGGAUGAUAGAAAGCUGAUAGAAUGAUAUGAAAAUCUGAUGCAAUGCGGUGGUUAAUUGAAAACAGGGAGGAGGUGUAUAUAGUAUAUUAGGUAAUCACAUUAUAUAUUCUGAAGGCACUCCAAUCAUUCUGUAAAUGCUGAUAUGACCUGUACUGCACUUAUGUGUUCUUCAAACACACCAACGUAUUGAGCGUCUUAAGAUGUCUUAUUUGAUUUGCUUUUUGUAUUCUCAGAAUAUGGAUCUCUUAAGUGUUAAAAUUUCAUGUUUUACCUCAGAAUUCCCCCCCCCCCAGAUUUGCCACUUAUGUUUAAACGUACAUUGGCUGUAAGUCUUUGUUAGAACCAAGGAAUACAACGUGUAUGGGAUAAUCCACGAUGCGGUGUACGGGUAUACAAAAAUAAUCAACUUGGUGGUAGCUUAUUUCGGUAUAACCGCACACAUGCAAAUGGUUUAUCCCGUUUAUACCACAGCUAACGAACAAAAGAAUAAUGAACUAAUCACGAUUAAUUUUUCUGAAGAAAAUUAUUUCAAUUAGAAAUAUGCUCUUAAAAAAUAUAGUUCCUACUGGUCAAGCUACUGACUGGAAGCGGCAAGUCCGUUAAGUUACCGUAGAAAAUCGUCAGCAUUGAGGGAAUAAUUAAUAAAAUAAAGGGAAUGAUUCUAUAAGGCUGUAACUAAUCAAAACAAGAACUGACUGGCGCGCCGGCAAGGCAAGGCUACCUAUUCGGAACAGAUAGGGGGGGCGACAGAGAAUAUCAGUGGCCCCUACUUAUCUUUUAGCCUUCCAGAAGGACAACUACUGUACGAGCCGGCUGGAAUCACACAUGUGGUUGUCACGUACACGGAAGGUACCGAGAAAGGGGGGGGGGGAUGCCCAAAGGGCUUUAAAGGGGAUACAGCUGAUACAUAUGGCAGAGCCUCCUCCUGUACAUGCUGAAUGUAUGUCAGAUGGUCGCUCCCUGAUUAUAAUCAGUCAAGAGAAUGAACCGGUGAUUUGCAACUUCUCCCCGUGCCAGCUGUGAAUCUCUUCUCAUCCACGGACCCGGUGGAGACGCCGUGCUCCAACAGCAGAUAGGCGCUUGCGUUUUGAAAAUUAUGCUGAUAACUGCUUUUUUACGAGUAAAAGGUCACACUGGUUUUUAUAUUAACAUGUUUAAAACAUUAACACGUAUUAAUACAGAAUUUAGCUACUGGAGCUACCUGUGCGGUCACGCGAAGAUAAUUAGCACCCACGUGACAUCUCUGGACCAAUAAGAAAACAGAAUUUACUAAACCGUAAUGUAAAUAAUUCAGGGCUUCCUUUAUAAUAAAAAUUCAUGAAUUAUUACGCUGA